UCUCUCUCUCAGUCAAUUUUUCUCGCUCGUCGAGCACAACGAUUCGAAUCGCACUGUCUACCGUCGACAUCGACAGUUGCUUUUAGUCAGACAUGUCGUACCAACAGUAUAACCAGAAUCCCUACGCCCAGGGCCCCCAGGCCGAGGGCGGAUACGGCUAUGACAACCAACAGCCUCAAUAUGGUCAAGGCCAGUACGAAAUGCAGCCGUACGGAGAGGCGGACAAGAAUGCCGGGCAAGCCGCGCCUCGCAUUUUGAGCCAGCAGGAUUUCCUCGCUCGUGUUCAACAACUGCGCACAGAAAUCAAUGGCCUGACUUCCGACAUUGAGGGCAUUGCCCAGCUUCACCAGCGCUCUCUCGGCUCCCCCGACGGCAGCACCAGCGCCCAGCUCGAGCAGGCCGUCUCCGCGACGCAAAUCCGCAACACCGGUGUCAAGGAAGGCAUCAAGGCCCUUGAGAGGGAUCUAUCCAAGACACAAGACGGAUCGCGCGCCACCAAAACCGCCCAACUCAACUCUCUCAAGAACACGUUCAAGUCCGAACUCGAAAAGUACCAGCAGAUCGAGCGCGAUUACCAGAAGCGGUACCGCGACCAGAUUGCUCGCCAGUACCGCAUCGUCAACCCGGAAGCGACGGAAGAUGAAGUCGAGCAAGCGACACAAAUGGACUGGGGCGACGAAGGUGUUUUCCAAACAGCGCUCAAAUCCAACCGGACAGGCCACGCCAACUCUAUUUUGGGCAACGUCAGAGCCCGCCACAGCGAAUUGCAGCGCAUUGAGCAAACCAUGAUGGAGCUUGCCCAACUCUUCCAGGAGUUGGCCACUCUAGUCGAGCAGCAGGAGCCCGUCGUCCAAGCCGCUGAGCAGAACGCCGAACAGACUGUUGAAAACCUCCACAAGGGUAAUGAAGAGGUCAAGGUUGCGACAGACCACGCGCGCAGACGCAAGAAGCUCAAGUGGUGGUGCCUCCUUGUUGUUGUACUCAUCAUCCUUGCCAUCGCGCUCGGUGUCGGCUUGGGCGUUGCUCUCACCAAGAAGAAUAACUAAGGGAUAUUAUCCUCAAACACCGGAUAAUCGAGUGCGAUUCCGCGCUACGAUGACGACGAUUCGGAGAAAGUAAUUAAACGGGGGAGGCAAUGCUGGCGCCUCCCUUGUAUGAUGGGAAUGGGACAGCACUUCCAAAAGAGCAGUACUACGAUUGUUUAGACUUCAUGACCAUGGCUCGGACGAAUGGACGGUACUAAUUAAGGGCAACAUAAAAACACGGCGAAGCAUGCGCGCGCGCGCUGCCUCACGAACCCAAAGAACACCCAGCUCUUUUCCGACGA
Molecule: messenger RNA, 1327 nt
Organism: Colletotrichum godetiae
Lineage: Eukaryota; Fungi; Ascomycota; Sordariomycetes; Glomerellales; Glomerellaceae
Product: SNARE domain-containing protein
Exons: 3
Coding region: 93-1046 (317 amino acids)
Biological process (GO): exocytosis; vesicle fusion; intracellular protein transport
Cellular component (GO): plasma membrane; endomembrane system; SNARE complex
Molecular function (GO): SNARE binding; SNAP receptor activity
Source: RefSeq, a predicted model, not a curated record